GUCAUUUGUCACCCUCUGCCGACCGAACCCGUCGCGAACCCGUCGCUGUUGAAAGCAAGAUGAGUUGGAUCUGGGGAAGCGAUGCCACUGCCGAGCAAGCCAACAUGGUCGUAAUGUCGUUGCAAGGAGAAUUGGACGAACGGCAGGCUACGAUUGAGGUGUUGGUGAAGGCUCUGAAGAAGGAAAAGGAGGAGUACAAGCAAGCGCUCGUCGACGAAGUCCACGACCUUCGCGAACGCAAACAAGCACUCCAGGACGAACUCGCACAUAUCGACGCGCUCAUCAGUGCCAAAACGCAGCAGAUCACACUUGGCGACAAGCCCAAACCCAAGGUCCGUGCCACCGUGGCCGUCGGGUCCACUGCCUCACCAGCACAAGCAGCUGCUACGUCAUCAUCCUCGUCCCAGCCUACUAGCGCGCCGGUCGACAAGCCAAGGAAGAAGAAGGCCGCCCCCAUCACAAAGAACACUGGAGAACCCGAGGCAGAAGCGUCCGUCCAAGGUGUUAGCAGCACCAUCAUGCUCCCCACACACCCAGAGUUGCUCAAAGUGCGAGGCAUCGAUGCGCACUCGGCAUUCAUUAUCCAGCGCAGCAACAACGCCAACACGGUCGUGUACAAGGGCAACGUCGUCGCCCCGUCCAACUUGCUGGACCCCAAGACCCCUCUGCACAUUUACUGGAUCAUGUUUGCCCUGCCCGGCCAUCCCACGGAAGAGCUCAAUGUCAUCGAGCGCAACACCGCGUACGGCGCGACGGCGACGGCGACCUCGUCCGGGGAAUUUGACGUGGCGUUGGCAUCCCUCAAAGACCGCCGCAUCGCCAUCUUCGUCGACGCGAGUGGUCACGUCCGUGCGCGCACAACAGUCGACGGCAAGCCCAACGUGUACCUGGAGCGGGUGUUUGUGCAAUCGACGACCAGUUGGGGGCUGCCCAAGGUCGAAUACGUGGAGAUCUUUGCAGUCGAUCCAGUCACCCACGAGCAAGUGUAUGAGAAGAAAUUCCCGUAAUUUUACUUAGAUAACGAGCGAUUUCGUCAUAUGAGACCAAGA
Messenger RNA from Aphanomyces astaci, 1049 nucleotides. RefSeq lists its product as hypothetical. The coding region runs from base 60 to 1007 and encodes 315 amino acids. The transcript is spliced from 3 exons. NCBI's taxonomy places the organism in Eukaryota, Oomycota, Saprolegniomycetes, Saprolegniales, Verrucalvaceae. The record is from RefSeq and is a predicted model, not a curated record.